UGCGAAGAGCUCGAGGAUUUGGUCCACUUCUCAGUGCACGACCUGCCGGCACGAGGUUAUGUCGUCAUGGAGGAGAUCCGACGUCAGGGGAAACUCUGUGACGUCACGCUCAAGGUGAGCGAGGCGGCGUGCGAGGCUGACAUUAGCCUCCAAGCUAACAGUGUGAGCUAAGGCAUGCUAACAAGCUAACGCGGAUUAUCAGAUAGUGACGUCAUGGGCUGACCUGUGAACUGCCUGGGAGCCCCACGGGCAAGGCGGCGAAGCGGCUUCCGGUCAGAGAGGUCAGUUCUUAACACCAGGGCUGGAGGUCAGGUGUGUAAUCCACCUGGAGGAAGGUAGAGGUUGUGUGACGUGCGCAGUUGAGCUCAGGCAGCACAGAAGGGGCGGAGCCUUUUAGCGGCGUUGUGGCGUAAGCAGGUGAGCAGACACGUGAUUUCUCUUCGUUCCAAACAUGUCUGCCAGGUGAGGGAGGGGCGUGACCUUAACCCUAACCCCUACAGCAGGAAGAAGCUCUCAGUGGCUCCACCCCUCCCCAUCAGGGCCUGGCUCUAUGUAGCAGCAUCACAUGAUCCAGGUGUGCGUCUGAGCUGAUCUGAGGUGUUCAGGUGCGACUGAGAAACGUUUCCACCUGUGCUGCGUCCUGUGCCUGCAGCUCAGCAUUGAUCCUCUUAACGGCUCAGUAGGCAAGGUGCUGAGUCUGCAGCUCAGGUGAGCCCACAGCAGAGGCAGCCGUCUCCCAGGACAAAUGCAAGUAAAGCAGCACGUCCUCACCUGUCCACUCUCAGGUGACCUGCAGAAGUUUAAAGGAAGUCAGACUGAUUCAAUGAUGCAGGCAGACUUGGCUGGUUGGAUGAAGGGAUCUGAUUGGCUGUGCAUUAAGCUGAAGCUCGUGGAAACAUCAUCGAUGGCGCCAGCUGGUCAGCUGACAGAGUUAUGCUGAACCCUGAAAUCUACUUCCUGUUGAAACGCGUGUGUUUCAGAGGGUGAAGGAACGCGACUUCACCUUCAUGUAAUGAUGUCUGCCAUCAUCAUCUUGUUGUUUUACCUGAUAAGUGAGGGGUGGGGCUUGCUGUGAAGCCAAAGUCUUAUUGGCUGACUAGCGAGGAGUGGUUCUGUCGGGGAUCACAAGUUCAGCGCUCACCGGAUCGUGUUGGCGGCCUCCAUCCCGUACUUCCACGCCAUGUUCACCAACGACAUGGUGGAGUGUAAACAGGAUGAGAUCCUGAUGCAGGGCAUGGACCCCAGCGCUCUGGAGGCUCUGAUAAACUUCGCGUACAGCGGACACGUCGCCAUCGACCAGCAGAACGUGCAGUCUCUCCUGAUUGGUUCGAGCUUCCUGCAGCUUCAGAACGUCAAAGACGCCUGCUGCUCCUUCCUGCAGGAGAGGUUACACCCGAAGAACUGCCUCGGCGUGCGUCAGUUCGCCGAGACGAUGAUGUGCACGACGCUGUACGACUCGGCGAACAGCUUCCUGCACCAGCACUUUGUGGAGGUGUCACUGUCCGAGGAGUUCCUGGGCCUCAGGACGGAGGAGGUGCUGGAGCUCGUCGGCUGCGACGAACUCAACGUGAAGGCCGAAGAGCAGGUGUUUGAGGCGGUGCUGGCGUGGGUCCAUCACGACCAGGACCGCAGGGAGACGCUGCUGCCCGAGCUGCUGUCAAAGGUGCGACUUCCUCUGUGUCGACCCGAGUUCCUGUCGGACCGCGUCCAGCAGGAUGAGCUCAUACGCUGCUGCCACAAGUGCAGGGAUUUGGUGGAUGAAGCCAAGGAUUUCCACCUGAUGCCGGAGCGCCGCCCUCACCUGCCCACCUUUAAAACCAGGCAGAGGUGCUGUACGUCCAUCACAGGGCUCAUCUACGCGGUGGGAGGCCUCAACAGCUCAGGUGACUCCUUAAAUGUCGUCGAGGUGUUCGAUCCAAUUGGAAACUUCUGGGAGCGCUGCCAGCCAAUGAGGACAGCUCGCAGCAGGGUGGGUGUGGCCGUCGUUAACGGGCUGCUGUAUGCCAUUGGGGGAUACGACGGCCAAUCGCGGCUCAGCACAGUGGAGGUUUACAACCCCGAGACGGACAGCUGGACGCGCGUGUCGAGCAUGAACAGCCAGCGCAGCGCCAUGGGAACGGUUGUGAUUGAUGGGCGGAUCUUCGUGUGCGGCGGCUACGAUGGAAAGUCGUCUCUGAACUCGGUGGAGUGCUACUCCCCGGAAGCAGACAGGUGGACUGUGGUGACAGAGAUGAGCGCGAGCCGCAGCGCCGCGGGCGUGACGGUUUUUGAUGGCCGGAUCGUUGUCUCGGGCGGCCAUGACGGUCUCCAGAUCUUCAACACAGUGGAGUACUACAACCACCACACUAACCGCUGGCACCCGGCCGCACCGAUGCUGAACAAGCGAUGCCGUCAUGGGGCGGCGGCGCUCGGCAGCCACAUGUACGUGGCGGGGGGGUAUGACGGUUCGGGCUUCCUGAGCGGCGCCGAGGUGUUCAGCUCAGCAUCUGCACAGUGGAGCCUCCUGGUGGCCAUGAACACGCGGCGCAGCCGGGUGUCUCUGGUGUCCACAUCGGGGCGUCUGUACGCCGUAGGCGGGUACGACGGACAAUCCAAUCUCAGCUCCGUGGAGAUGUACAACCCCGACACGAACCGCUGGUCCUUCAUGGCACCCAUGGUGUGCCACGAGGGGGGCGUAGGCGUGGGCUGCAUCCCCUUGCAGCCUGCCUAAACCACCUAUCACAGCCCGAGGACUCGUGAUUUACUGACGGCAGCAGGCGGGAGCGCACCCCGCGGCGGCGUCCCUGCAGCUCUAUCGGUACGAUGGCUGUGCUCAGGCUUGCAAAAUGACGCCGCACCUGCGGGAUCAUGGGAAAACCUGUAGAGCUAGCAGCAGAGGCUAGCUGCUAACAUUAUUCUGUUAGCGUGUGUGGAACAAUUGAUUACUGAUUAUUGAUUACUGAUUUCUUACUGGAUGGACACAAGCAACAGGAAGUGACUUCCUCCCAAACAAACCAAGCUGCUGACUCAGACAGGAAGUCCUUCCUUAACAGUUUCUCGAACUGUUUGUCGAUCAGCUGUAAUCGAUGGGAGCGAUCGAUACAAAACGCCAGCAACACAUGAACCCCGCCCUCUGCAGGCUGCACAGGAAGCUCGUUUGAGGAACGUGUUGCGCCCCCGGAGAUAUUAAUAAGCUCAUUGUCAUGUGACAAAACAUGGUUCUCCAGCUUUCCACAGGAAGUGAUGUCAUGUAGCGCGCAGUCUUUAACGUUUCUUUCGCUGCGAUGCACAGGCGGGCUGCAGAUACCUGCUGCCGCUCGGCUGAUGCAUCUGAAACGCUCCUCAAAGUGUCACCCGAUAUGGCAGUAACCAAUGAGGGUCCGUGUGGUGGUUGCCCCGCCCCUCCAGAGCGAUUGGCUGGAUGGGGUGUGGCAUCAUUUGCGCCAGCCGUGGUGGACACGCCCCCUCACUUAUCGACAUCUGCAUUUGCGUCAGCGGAUAAGCGAUGGAGCACGCUCAGUAGACAGGCGUAUGUUGAACAGCUGGAGGUGGGGCUUAGCGCACUCUGGGGGCAUCGCACUCUGAUUGGCCGCAGCCUGCAGAGAGCGGUCCAGUCGAUCGUGUCAUUGAUCUCCGUGCUUAGAAUCCGUCAGUCACUGUUUACUUCCUGCUGAUCUCUGAUUGGACGCUUAGCCUCAUCAUCAGUGGGUUUUAUUUGUAUUGAUUAACUUAUGAUUGAUUUGUUUUGUUGUGGAUCAAUAAAGAGAAAUUUGGUUAAUAAA
Messenger RNA from Pelmatolapia mariae (spotted tilapia), 3761 nucleotides. RefSeq names its product kelch-like family member 18 (gene klhl18). NCBI's taxonomy places the organism in Eukaryota, Metazoa, Chordata, Actinopteri, Cichliformes, Cichlidae. Gene Ontology annotation, molecular function: protein binding. The transcript is spliced from 10 exons. The record is from RefSeq and is a predicted model, not a curated record. Bases 1181 to 2710 code for a protein of 509 amino acids.